AUGGCGGCCGUCCGUGAGACGGCGAAAAGGCAAAGGCAUGCCUUCAUCGAUGGCCAGCUGAAGCCGUACGUGGGGAAGUGGAGCCGAUUGGUGGGCAAGGAGACGCAAGAGGAGCGAAAUGAGGUCGAGAUGCGCAGGCAAACGUCGCUCGACGAGCUUCAGCGUCAAGGUCUCGUUCUUGUCGAUGUCGAGGGUCACUGGCCCACCCGGCGAGACGGCAAGACAAGAGUCAAGCAAUACGGCCAGCGAAUCGGUCAAUUCCAACCAAACGGGCGGAGCAAGCUGGCCUGGAAUAAGUUCCAGAAGGGCGACCAAGUCGAGCUACGCCCGGUACAAACGACCAAUAUCGAAAUCGCGAGCCUGUUGCCCGAUGGCUCUCGGGAUGCAUUGGGUUGGCAGGGAAGCGACGAACGCGAUCAGCGCUUCAUACCAGCGACAAUCCGAGCCAUCAGCGACAGCGACAUGCGCCUUUCCUUCGAGGGCCACUACGCGGAAGCCGACCUUCUCGCCUGUCCCUCCUGGCGCAUCGACUUGGGCUACAACGAUCUCGUCGAAAAAAGGGUCUUGGAGGCCCUUGAUGCCCUGUCACACGACUUUGAAGCCAUCGGACGAGCCGACAAUCUGGCAAAAGAUGGGCCCAGCCAACUCGAGCUCAGCGGCUCGUCGUUGGUACCGGACAUCAUCAGAGAUCAGCCCAGGGCAGGGGCGCGUCAGCGCGGACUCUUUGACAACGACCAGCUCAUUCACAGCUGGCUCAAACGCCACUUGAGGCCGAGUCCCAUCAUGAUCGAUGGCGAUCCUCCUCUUUACGGUCUCAGUGAAACCCAGAAGAGGGCUGUAGCGCUGAUGCUUUCGACUCCCUUGAGCUUGGUCCAAGGCCCGCCAGGGACGGGUAAGACAACGACCAUCGUGGCCGCCAUCGAGCUCCUUAAAGCCCACUUCCAAGUCCCACAUCCCAUCCUUGUCACUUCGCAUACGAAUGUGGCCGUGGACAACCUGGCAGCUGCCUGCUUGGACGCUGGCCUCAGCGUCGUUCGUGCUGGUUCCUCUGCCCGAACUCGCGAAGGAUUGGAUGGCAUCACACUCGAGAGUCUGAUGGAGAGACAUCCGCUAAAGGGGCACCUAGACGAGCUGGAAGGCAUCAAAGCAGGUCUGACGCGAGCCGUUGCCGAGCUCGAGGCAGGGGGCGAAUCUCCCGCCUCGUCGCCAUCUUCAUUUCAGGAAAAGGAUGUGAGCGCGCCGAUACCUGGUGAGGAAGCAGCAACGUCAUCCACCGCGUCGCACUCCGCACAAGAUUGCAACUAUUGGCGUGACGAAGUGUCGCUUUUCGCCGACACCGAAGACUUCAGGCAUCUGAAGCUGGACGAGGAGGACGUUGAUACCCCACCAUUGACAAUGGCUGACAUUCCUCGACUGGAGAAACGUCUGUCGUCGGUCCGGCAAGCCACUUUCUUGAUACGCAAGCGAAUCGAGACCGACGUAUAUCACGGUGCCGACGUCGUGUGUUGCACGGCACUCUCAGUGCCCACUUGCAAGCCCAUUGACUUCCCGUUUGUGUUCUUCGACGAAGGAAGCAUGGCAACCGAGCCUAUCUCGCUUGUGCCUCUUGUAAAAGGCAGCCGGCAAAUUGCCAUCAUUGGCGAUCACAAACAGCUGCCUCCGGUCGUUCAGAACGAAGAGGCACGUCAAGGGGGAAUGGCAAAGAGCCUCUUCGAGCGUCUCAUCGAAAGAGGUGACGUGCCAAGCAUCAUGCUUGACUGCCAGCACCGCAUGCAUCCUUCGCUGAGCGCCUUUGCCAGUCAAAUGUUCUAUGACACCAAACUUUGCGACGGCGAGACAAUGGUCAACAUCGAAUCGCUCUCGUCCUCGUACCGUGCCUCGCCUUCUGGGGCCGACCAACACUACCUGGCCUUUGUCAAUCACAGCUUUCGCGAGUCGUCCGAGGGGAAGUCGAUUGAAAAUGUUGGCGAAGCGAUGGUGUGCAGUCGCAUCAUCGCCGAUCUCUUGGCGCGCAAUCCCGGCCUUCAAGCGCAGGACAUCGGAUUGGUAACGCCGUACCGAGGCCAGGCCCAACACUUUGCACGGGCUCUGGCCGAUCCUGGCUCGGAUCUUCGAAUGGAAAUGGUCCGAUUUACCGCUCAAUUGGCUAGGAGUGGUCUCGUGACAUCGACGACGGAUCCAGACCCUUCAAAGGUCGAAGUGCAUACAGUCGAUGGAUUUGAAGGGCGCGAAAAGCAGGCCGUCGUGUUCUCCACAACAAGGAGCAAUGCACUAGGCUUCGUUGGCUUCUUGGCCGAUUCGAGGCGCCUCAAUGUAGCCUUGACGAGGGCAAAAAGAGGUCUGUGGGUCGUGGGCAAUCUCGAAACGCUUCGAAAUGCACGACUGGGCGAAGCAGGGCAAAGGGCAGUCGACAAGGCAGACGUCAGUGCGAUCCGCAAAUAUACCGCACACCUUGAGAAGCUUAGAUGCGUUGUCAAAGCAGCCGAAGUGGAAAGGGCUGUCAACAGUGUCGCUGUCCGGUAG
This is a messenger RNA of Acaromyces ingoldii, 2523 nucleotides long. Its product is annotated as P-loop containing nucleoside triphosphate hydrolase protein. The record is from RefSeq and is a predicted model, not a curated record. The coding region runs from base 1 to 2523 and encodes 840 amino acids. Gene Ontology annotation, molecular function: helicase activity. NCBI's taxonomy places the organism in Eukaryota, Fungi, Basidiomycota, Exobasidiomycetes, Exobasidiales, Cryptobasidiaceae. The transcript has 2 exons.